Molecule: messenger RNA, 558 nt
Organism: Effrenium voratum
Lineage: Eukaryota; Dinophyceae; Suessiales; Symbiodiniaceae
Source: the annotation of a GenBank genome assembly
AUGCGAAGCAUGCGACGGCCGCGGCCAUGGGCCUUGGUGUUCCUUUCAUUGGCUGCGGCUGAGAGCCUUGACUCUGAGGAGGUUUUCCCCGUGUCGCUGCUGCAGCUGAAGUGGCAGCUUGGAAGAAGUGAGAUUGCCACAGACGUGGAGGCUGUGCCGUCCACAGACUGCCGCGGCUCGUUCGAUGUGUGCCACCUUGCAAAGCACGAGGUUUGCGCGUACAUCCCUGGGUGCAGCUGGCAUGCGGAGACGGCGUACGGGGGCUGGUGCUCCGGAGAGAAGGAGAGCUGUGCCCACCUGGACCGAGAGAGCUGCGCUGAGCCCUGCCAUUGGACGACGGCCUGGCGAGAGACGCAGUGCCGGGGGGAUCUCAGCCGAUGGCAAAACCCCGGCUGCACUUUCACCAGCGACCGGGAGGCCUGCUUGUGGAUGCCCGGCUGCAACUGGGCGGGGCUCAGCGCCUAUGGCGGCUGGUGCACUGGAAACCCCUUUUGCUCGUUUGAGACGACCUCUGCGGCCUGCGCUUCCAAGGGCUGCCAAUGGCAGACAUCGACUUAA